Botrytis byssoidea is the source of this 1110-nucleotide messenger RNA. RefSeq lists its product as uncharacterized. The transcript has 4 exons. Gene Ontology annotation, biological process: protein import into peroxisome matrix, docking. The record is from RefSeq and is a predicted model, not a curated record. Gene Ontology annotation, molecular function: signaling receptor binding. Lineage: Eukaryota; Fungi; Ascomycota; Leotiomycetes; Helotiales; Sclerotiniaceae. Gene Ontology annotation, cellular component: peroxisomal importomer complex; peroxisomal membrane. The coding region runs from base 1 to 1110 and encodes 369 amino acids.
AUGGCGAUUCGUGAGGAACUUGUGGUAUCUGCUGUUGCAUUUCUUCAAGACCCAAGUGUCUCUGCAUCACCCUUAGAGAAUCGAAUCGCGUUUUUACAAUCAAAAAAUCUUACACAGGAGGAAGUCGAUGCGGCAUUAGGAAGAGCCAGCGGCGAACAAUCGCCAGCACCACCAAACUAUCCGAAUUAUGCACCACAACAACAACUCGUGAGACAACCUCAACCUGGGUAUGGGGGCUACCAACAAUAUCCCUGGCAACAGCCUCCUCCGCCCGAAGUGCCAAAGCGAGACUGGAGAGAUUGGUUUAUCAUGGCCACGGUAACAGGUGGCAUAGGAUACGGGGCAUAUUUUCUGGCUAAACGUUAUAUCUAUCCAAUAAUUGCUCCUCCCACCCCUCCUCAACUGGAACAAGAUAAGAAGGACAUUGACGAUUCUUUUGAAAAGGCAUUCUCUCUUCUUGACCAGUUAGCUAAAGAUACCGAAACUCUCAAGACAACCGAGCAAGAACGAACAGAACGAUUAGACAUAGCCUUGACCGAAGUAGAGACUGUGAUCAACGAACUGAAAUCUGCGAGCCGAAGAAGGGAUGAAGAAUCUCGACGCAUGGGCGAUGAGGUCAGGGGGCUCAAGGAUUUAAUACCCAGAGCCAUGGAAGGACAGAAGGAAGUGACAGACAACAGAUUGAAAGAGUUGGCUGUGGAAAUGAAGAGUCUGAAGACAUUGAUGGGCCAAAGAAUGAAUCCAACCUCGGCAAUUAACCCAACCUCGAAUGCAACUCCAUACAACAGAGUUCAAAGUUCAGCUUUACCAUCGACUCCUUCUCCAAUCACUUCGAUUACCACUCCUAGCAACUCGACCCCUGCCGCGGAUUCACCGACUGAAACUAACACUCCUAGACCAGCAUCAGUCGGUACUAGCUCAGGUACUGAAGCUGUAGCAUCUGUUCAAGGUCGAAAUGUCACUCCAUUCAAUUUCAGUACUGGUGCGCCAGCAGGAGGAGCGAAGAUUCCAGCUUGGCAAAUGGCAGCUGCCACCAAGAGCACUAGCUCUAUCCCAACCACUACCACCACAAAUGGAACACCAGAAGCAAGCGGGUCAGCGCAGGCAUAA